GUGUGUAACAGAAAAGUAUAGAUAUACAUAUAUAAAAUUAAGACAAAGGAACGCAGAUGAAAUUAAAGGCAUACAAAAAUACGCUGUGAAAGUUUAAAAUAAACUAGCGUGCAAUAAGAUUGUUACAAAAAUCUUUUAAAGCUAAAAAUGGUAGCAGUUUAUGAAAAUAAUUUUGUUGAAGAAGACCCAACAACACUAUGUGGUUGGGUGCGUAAUUUCCGUAUAAAACGAUCACAAAUGAAACGAAAGCUACGUGGCAAUUUACGUGUGAAUGCAAUGUUAAAUACGGCAUUGCUCACAGCCGAAGCUGAAUUGCGUCGCAAACAAAGGGAACGUUUUUGUCGCUGGGCGGAGUUUCAAGCAAAAUUGGAUGGUAAUUAUACCACCAACACUUAUAUAAAGGCCGAUAUGUCUGACGAAGAAGAAGCCGAGCGACGUGAAAAAAUCGAUAAUUUGUGGAAAAGUGAGCUGAGUGACCUGGAUUCAUUUAUGCGUUCGUUGAGUAGUACUAAUAGAAUUUGUGAUGCAAAAACGAUGGCAUAUGAGAAUGAAUAUGAUGUAAAAAGUGAUAAUUGCAAUGUGCUACAUACCAUUGCAGUAGUUAGUUGAUAGUUGUUAAAAAAUUUGUCAUGUGAUUUAUUAUGUAGCUGAUGAUAUUUGUUGCAGAUGUCUAAAAACUGUAUCUAUGUAUGUAUAUUUA
Molecule: messenger RNA, 700 nt
Organism: Rhagoletis pomonella (apple maggot)
Lineage: Eukaryota; Metazoa; Arthropoda; Insecta; Diptera; Tephritidae
Exons: 1
Coding region: 148-609 (153 amino acids)
Source: RefSeq, a predicted model, not a curated record